UUUGUCCGGGCCUUGGCGUCAAAGAGUCCCAGACCAGACCUGCGCCAUCUGUCUUCGCGAUCCUGUUAUGUAUGUAUUAUUGUCUAUCUUAACCACCAACCAGCACAGCGCUCUCUAUACUAUUUACCCUUCCCACGCUCACUCCUUAGAUUCCUCUGGUGCUGGGUCCCCGUGUUGAACUCUCCAGAUUCCUUCCUUCCGCUUCACUGCGGAACAAUCCCGUCUCGAUUUUACCCUCCCGCAACUAUUUUUUUUUGAACGCUCGUUACCCAAGGUACGAGGUCUCUUGCUGCCCCGGGUCCAUUGGGGCUUCAGUCGCCGCCCUGAACCUACUUAUCUCUGCCCCAGCCCCCAUCGCUUGACCUUGGGCCUAUCUAUCUAUCGACUCACCUCCUCAGAGCGUUUCACCGCUGUCAUCGGACUCCACCCGUCCUUUCAUUGCUAGCCUUGCUUGCGCUUGCUUCCCUUCAGUAACAUCUGGGCGUGGGGGGAGUGACAACACUUAUCCACUUUAAAACUUCGUUUCUGCUAUAGUGCUGACGUGAAAGACGUUGAAAGGGCCGACUGGGAGGGUUAAGCAGAACACAGGAAGGGAAGAGGAAGAAAGAAAACAAGAGGAGGUAUAAGAAAUUCAGGACCAGUAUAAUAUAGGGUAUAGAAAGGAAAAAAAGAAAUAGAAAUAAACAAGACGGAGGCUUAGCUUGUUUUAUACUGGGAAUACUCCUGUUGGGGGAAGAGUUCCCGGAAGCAUUGUUUUAUAUGCAAUCACCCCCGAGAAUCCGCUAUCAUGCCCGGCAUACUCCCAAUGAAGGUGAUCAAGGUGGGCAACAGCUCGCAGAGUCGUGUUGCCCAGGCUUGUGACCGGUGUCGGAGCAAGAAGAUCCGUUGUGACGGAAUCCGUCCGUGUUGUUCGCAAUGCGCCCACGUCGGCUUCGAAUGCAAGACUAGCGACAAGCUAAGCAGACGUGCCUUUCCUCGAGGUUAUACCGAGUCCCUAGAGGACAGGGUUCGUUCGUUAGAGGCAGAGGUUCGAGAGCUCAAGGGGCUGCUAGAUGAGAAAGACGAGAAAAUAGAUGUCUUGUCACGCCUGCAGUCGUUUUCCUCCGCGCGCAAGAGUCCGUCGUAUGGCUCGAAUGAUCCGGGAUCUUCGCCAGGCGACAAGUCGUCCGAAUCUUCUAUCUCUGAAAAAAGAGAGGAUAUGAUCCGCGUUCAACAUUCAUGCUCGCUGCUAAGAAAACCUACGAGAGAUGCCCCCUUUACUGGCCCUUCGAGUACAAGGGCGUUUAUAGAUGCAUUUGCCAAAAAAAUGGAGAUGAGCGGCAGAUCAGCUUCGGGCUUCUCAGCCGACGUGUUGCUCGGUCCACCCUCAAUACCAAUUUGGCGGCAUCAGGAUGUCAACCCCAAAAGUCCCCCGAGGCUGGUAUCGGACCAGCUUAUCAACAUUUUCUUCCAAGAAUGGGCACCGCUAUAUCCUGUCAUCCAUAGACCUACCCUCCUGAAAGUAUACAGCCAGUAUACAAACGAUCCUGGGGAAUUCGAGGACGAUAAAUACUACAUUGUACAGCUGAACCUGAUUUUUGGAAUAUCUGCCAUCUCCUCUACUGCCCGUAUCCCCCAGGAUCCAGCGCUCUUCGAGCAAAAUUGGCUGCCCAAGAUUGAUGCUCUAGCAGAUGACAUUUCUCUGCCAGCCCUCCAAUGCUACGUUUUGGCGCAGAUUUACUACACCGUCAAGGCUGAUUACAAAAGCCUGCUACGCUAUCGCGGCCUUGCUGUGGGGUUGUGCCAUCAACUUGGUCUCCAUCAAAGCCAGAGGAGGUUUUCAUUUAAUCCGCUCGCCAGUGAAAUGCGGAAGAAAGUGUUCUGGUGUCAAUAUGUUCUUGACCGUUUUGCCGCUGCGCUGACGGGAUUGCCUGUGUUGUUAGCGGAAUCAGAUGUCUGUGCGGAGUACCCGGUCGAUAUUGAUGAUGAAAACAUUACGGAUGCAGGAUUCGUCCCAACGCUAGCUGGCGAAUCAACGCGAGUUUCAAGUGCCUUAGCCCUUUUUGCUGCGGCACGGAUUUUAACCAAGGUUCUUGCCCAGCUGUACCCUUCGCCGGCUGGUUAUGAUGUUUCGUUGUCUACGAUUCAUUCUCUGGCAGAGGAACUUGAUGGGUGGCAGAAGAAUCUUCCGCCGCAUCUUCGACUUGAGUUUACGCAGGAUAAACCCAGCAGUAGCGUCACCGGAAGCCGGUCACCUCUUCUCUCUUUAACGUACUACUUCAUUCGGACGCUCAUCCGACGACCGGCAGUUUGCUUUGCUGCGCAAAACAAUGCCUCCCCUUCCCUGCUUGCGUUGGUUGACUCGGGGAAGCAUAUAAUUCAAAUUCUGCAACUCCUAGAUGAGAGGAGAAUGAGUCUUUCGCUUGCUGUUAACAGAAGGGAACUUAUUUUUGUCUCUAGCCUGGGAGUGCUGUGGCAGAACAUGGAUCUGGGUCGUGACUGCAAACUCGUGAAAGAAGGACAAAAGCUCCUUUCGUCCUCCCUGUCUCUACUCGAAAACGAAGCUACAGAAGCCGCUAGUGAAUUCAGCAACAUCUUGAACCUUGUUUCUCCAACUGAUGAAGUUAAGCGCGUCAAGCCAGAAUACCAUCAUCAUUCAAACGCGGAUAUGCCUGCCCCUUCGCCAAAGGCUAAAUCACCGAGAAAAUCCCAGUUGCUAGAAUCCCGUCAGUCGCUUAGCAUGAGCACACCUGUCUCCAAUUCCAAUUCGACAUCCAUUUCAAGCCCAGAGCUAUGCCAGCGCAGUGUCAGGUCCUCCAGCUCCCUCAGCAUCGCCUCAUCCGCGAACCCAGAGCUAACGGCGAUAACUCCCCGUUCCUCGGGUGAGCUGCCUUCGGACUACCUGAACUUGGACUACCUCCCUCUCGGCGACCAGAAGGUUGGGUUGAAAGCAACAACCACCAACGCUGCUGGGGGUGAAUUUAGUGUGUCUGAUUGGGAGCACGUUCUUGGCGGCGUGGAUAACGGACACGCAAACAUAUUCAAUGGGAUAUAUGGUAGAGGGGAAUGUGGGGACGUCAGCGCCGGUCCCUUCGCCCAGAUCACGCCCCCAUUCCAGUACGCACCAAAUCAACCGCACCCGUCACGAAUGUCCACUCAGCCCCCCUCGCAGGAUCUGCACGGCUGGUCUCCGGAUGAGUGGUCCUCCUGUACAAGUAGCGAUCUGAAUACCAGACACAGCGUGCUAAGUUUUUCGGAAGAUAGCAUCGGAACCGUUGACGAACUGCCGCCGCCAGCGAUAAGUGGUAAACAUUGCGAGACGCUUACACAUACGCAUGCGCAGCAGCAGCAACAGCAAGCGCUGCCGCCACAACACCCAUCAGCCUCGGACGGACUUGACGGUAUCAUAAUACCGCAUAACAUCGAGCAGCUGGACAAUGCAUCGGACUUUGGAGGUAUCAUUGAUACCUGGGCUUUACGCCAGCCUGCGUGAGCAAGAUUUUUAAAAAUGAUAUAACAAAUGAAUAUACCCAAUGCCUAAUAUUAUUUGUAUCGGUAGUCGCUUUUCAGUGGUUUUUUAUCCUUUGGGUGCGCGGAGUUCCUGAUAUCCUUUAGUACAUGUACAUACGGGUAGGCUGGCGUAUUGGUAACAAAUUUUUUCUUUUAUAUCGAUUUCGAUCUGAUUCCAUUUUUCCCUCCGGGUUUGGGCGUUUUAUCUGUUUUCUUGUGCUGCUUGCUACUGGGCUGUUGACGGAUUAAUUACACAUUUGCUCUGUUGUAUUGUCUUUACCACUCAUGAACUCUCUCUAGCAAGAAAAAUAUGGGAAUAAUUUGUUAUAUGUGACUCUUAUUUCUUUAUCUAUACGUUAUUUCUUUUUCUUUUUGAAGUAUAUGAUGUGAUUGUGUUUACAUACUUAUUUUAACUCUUUUCAAUCUAACUUAUAAAAUUCUAGAUAAAUAAGAGUAUGAAAAAUUAUGUUUAAUACUAAAAUAAUAACAGUCAUUUGACUCAUUUCUAG
Molecule: messenger RNA, 3998 nt
Organism: Blastomyces dermatitidis ER-3
Lineage: Eukaryota; Fungi; Ascomycota; Eurotiomycetes; Onygenales; Ajellomycetaceae
Product: C6 transcription factor FacB/Cat8
Exons: 5
Coding region: 788-3472 (894 amino acids)
Biological process (GO): DNA-templated transcription; regulation of DNA-templated transcription
Molecular function (GO): DNA-binding transcription factor activity, RNA polymerase II-specific; zinc ion binding; DNA binding
Source: RefSeq, a predicted model, not a curated record